AUGCAGUGGCGCGACGUCGCCGCUGCCCCACUGCACUGCUGCGAGCACGCCCCCGGCAGCGAGGGCAAGGGCGCCGAUGCGGGUGUUGCGGAGGGGGGGGGAGGCAUCGCGCGCGACGGUAGCACGCCGUGCCCGCCCGGGCGCGGCGGCGGAGGACUCCUCCGGGCCCGAAUCCGCCGCCGACACCUCCGCUUUCGCGAGGCGCUCGACUCGCUCUGUGCCGAGGGUGGCGUCGGUGGCGGUGACGGCCAGUGUCGUCCCUCUGAGGGCUCCGCGGAAGGGCUGCGGCACUUCUGCGUGGAGCGAGGGCUGCGGCACUUCGGCCUGCAUCGCGACGCGGUCGGCUGGCGCUUUCGCGAGUGGGCGCCCUCGGCUGCCGCCGCGUCGCUCGUCGGUGACUUCAACGGAUGGGACGUGACGGCGCACCCGUGCGAGGAGGUCGGCGGAGGGGUGUGGGAGGCCUUGGUGAGGGACGACGACACGACGCUGCUCGUGCCGCUCCGCGUCGGCGCGAGGUUCAAGGUUGCGCUGCGGGGGCUCGCGGGCGGCGGCGAGGGAGGAGGCUGGGAGGGAGGAGGAGGCUGGGUGGUGUCGAUGCCGGCUUGGGCUCUGGAGGCGUGGCACGUGCAGCAGGACCCGUCUUCGUACGAGGUCUGCGCGCUGGUGCCGCGCAGCCUCGGCGGCUUUGCGUGGCAGCACGCCCGCCCGUCGCGGCCGCCCGGCUCGCUGCGCGUGUACGAGGUGCACGUGGGGAUCGCCACCGCGCGGGAGGAGGUUGGCCGCUGGUCCGACCUGCGCACGGACCUGCUCCCUCGCAUCGCGAAUCUCGGCUACACGGCGCUGAGACUCGGCUCGACGUCGUCCCCUCGACAGCACAGCAUGCUCUCUCCGACACACAAGGGCGCGGGCUUCGCUUUCGGGGGCGGUCAGGGAGGGGUCGGGGCGCUGCAGGGGAGCGCGAGGCGGCCGCUCGCGGCGCGGCUGUGGCCGGCGGGGCUGAGACGCGAGUUUGUCGAGGGACUGCUCGAGGGCACGGUUGGCGGCUUCCUCUGCAAGAGCAGUUGCGAGAUGGUGCUUGGCGACGCCGACGCGCGGCUCAACUAUGACCGCUCGGGCGCAAAGGCGACGCGCGACGGCGGGGUGAGCGCAGACUCGGCCGUCGGCCUCUUCCAGACCGUGUUUGGGUCUGCCGACUUCGACCCUCUGGCGCUGCAGGGCAGCCGCGAGAUAGGCAGCGCCGAGGCCGCGUUCCGCCAGCGGCGGCGGGAGACGGAGGUGGCGGUGGCGCUGGCGGAGAGGCUCGACGCAGCGGCGGGGCGGGAGGAGGCGUGGUGCUACACUUCGUACGCCAGCGCGGCGGCCUUCUCUGCCGGCGGCGCGGCCGCGGCGCUCUCGCUCGUUGGUGGCGCGGUGGCGGCGGCGGCGUCGACGCAGCGAGCCGCGGCGGCGGCGUGCGAGGCGGAGAAGGCGGCGGAGGCGCUGGUCGCUGCGGACGCGGCGUCCAGCGAUGCGGCGCGAGCCGCGGCGGCGGCCGCGGCGGCGGCGGCGGCGGCGGAUAGGACUCAUGCGCCGCCGGGCGGCGGCGGGCUGGCGGCGGCGGCGGCCGAGGCGGACGCGGGGGCGCUCGAGGCGGCGGCGGAGGAGGCGA
Messenger RNA from Emiliania huxleyi CCMP1516, 1648 nucleotides. RefSeq lists its product as hypothetical. The annotation marks the transcript as partial. Gene Ontology annotation, molecular function: hydrolase activity, hydrolyzing O-glycosyl compounds; 1,4-alpha-glucan branching enzyme activity. The transcript is spliced from 9 exons. Gene Ontology annotation, biological process: carbohydrate metabolic process. Gene Ontology annotation, cellular component: cytoplasm. The record is from RefSeq and is a predicted model, not a curated record. Lineage: Eukaryota; Haptophyta; Isochrysidales; Noelaerhabdaceae.